GGCGUAGCGAGGGCUGGGUGAGGGCGUGUGUGGGCGUGACGGCCACAACUACCACCACCACCACCACUACCACACCCACUACCACCACCCACUACCACCCACUACUAUAAACAAGACGGCAUCUCCUCCCUCCGUGGCAAGCCAGCAAUCUCCUGGGCACGUCUUCACAGUGGUUGUCUCUUGGACACGUCCCUAGGGUGGCUGUCUCUUGGACACGUCCCUAGAGUGGCUGUCUCCUGGUCAGGUCCCCAGGGUGACUGUCUCCUGGACACGUCCCUAGAGUGGCUGUCUCCUGGUCAAGUCCCCAGGGUGACUGUCUCCUGGUCAGGUCAUCCCUCAGUGUCCGCCUCUCCGUAUUCUAUCACCUAGCGCGUUAAACAGGUCAUUCCCAGGCUGAGGUUGCUGCAAGUGUUGUGAGGUGAACACAUAUUGACAAGUGUCGUGUACUCAUCUAUUUGCGUAGGGAAUCGAACCAGGGAGAAGGCCAAGGAGCGCCUCUUCUCUCACCCGUGGCGUCACUCAGGUCCAUGCUGGUGCUCACUGUGUUUACUCUAAGGAAACCACUUCUUGUCGGUACCUCAGUGAUGAGCUGGUAGGGAAUUAUGUCUGUGGUGGAGCAGGAAGUGAGAGGGGAAGCACCGGCAUCACGCUUCAGCGUCAUGUGACGCAUAACGCAAAAGUCGAAAUUCCGUGUCGUCUGGUUCGUGAUAUGCGCUCGAAUCGGCGGGUUCGGAAUCCAGCGUGUUGUUAUUCGUGACAGACACACGUCUGUAGCCUCUCAUUCAUUCGUAGAAAUGUGUGGGAAACGUAGUGUAACGUCGCUAGAAUGAUGUAGCAUGACUCUGUGAGGGUAAAUAACUGAAGGAGUCUCAAGUACGUCUUGAGUACGUCUGAGGCUAACAAGGACUCUCUUUCGAAGAUGUUAUCUUGCAGAUUAUGAAGGAUAAAUUGAGUUUGUGAUUACCAGUGUUAUAUAAGUGAAGUGUUUUAGUGGCACUAUGGCUCAGCGGGGAGGUGGUGUAGGCCUGACUCUGUACACACGCUUGUGAGGUGUACACACGCUUGUGAGGUGUACAUAGAGAGACAGGAAGGUCCAUCAUUGUUGAUGAUGGUGCCAGUGGUAGUGUACACCUGUUGAUCUCCCUCACUACCUGUUACAACCACCAGCUCCCCUCGUACGUCUACAUCCUCUCAUCUAGUCCACUUAUUAGCGCAUCAAGUUGUCUGAGGGUCGUUGCAGUCACGCCCCUGGGAGCUGACUCAACCAUCACCACCACCAUCACCAUUACCAUCACCACCAUGGGCAUCAACGCCACAGUUCUGGAACCUAUCGUCACCACCAUUGCUUCCAUCUUGCUCUUCUCCAACAACCUCACCGAGGAAGAUGUGGGUUACAACCUCUCCAGCACAGCCACGCCCACCACAACGGGCGGCACCACGCCCACGCCAGCCACCACCUCCUCCACCCAUGAGCCCAUGUUUCCCAGUAGCUAUGACAUUCAGGACAUCAUUAAGAUGGGUGGCAUCACCUAUGCUGACUAUGCCGUGUGUUCCAGCUGGCUCCCCAUCAACCAUAUCUACUUCCAGCUGGCCAACAUCUUCCUCUUCCUCUCGUACCUGGCUCCCAACGGCAUCUACGGGAUAUUGUACCUACGCAUCACCCUCACCAUAGGCUGUAUGUUCUUCAGCCUGUGGGGCUGGGUGGUGCUCUGCGCCUUUGACACCUUUCUUUGGAACGCUAUCUUCGUUCUCAUCAACCUCAUCCACGUAGUUGUUAUCUGCUAUUACCUCAGACCAGUCAGGUUCACGCCAGAGCUAGAACAGGUAAGUCACUCUUGUUUUCACAUACAAGAAAGAGAGAGCAAGAGAGAGAGAGAGAGUACUAACUAGGGACCCACAGCCUCAGAGAAGACAGUAGUCGAACGUAAAUAAGGUUUUGCCCCGGUUCUGUUUGAUUACUUUCUUUCCCUACUCGGUGGUGGGUCGUGGACCCAGGAUGCUGCAGGCAUUACCUUUUUGGAUGGUAACGCUGAGCCUCUGCAUAAAGGUAGCUGAUCGCUCUGGGCCCAUGGUUGUUUUCCUGGUUGGUUCCUGUAUUUAUUGAUCCUCUGGUUCUACUUAAAACUGAGAGAACAGCUAAUUCCGCCUUGAGAGUGUUAUAGGUGUGUCAGUCAGUGUUGUAAGUAGGUGUCAGCCAGUGAUGUAGGUAGGUGUCAGCCAGUGUUGUAAGUAGGCGUCAUCCAAUGUAAACGCACAAGUGUAGUUCCAUGCAGUGUGUUGACCAGCUUUCCAAGGUAGCAU
Molecule: messenger RNA, 2301 nt
Organism: Cherax quadricarinatus
Lineage: Eukaryota; Metazoa; Arthropoda; Malacostraca; Decapoda; Parastacidae
Product: blood vessel epicardial substance-A
Biological process (GO): heart development; striated muscle cell differentiation; skeletal muscle tissue development
Cellular component (GO): sarcolemma
Molecular function (GO): cAMP binding
Source: RefSeq, a predicted model, not a curated record